This is a messenger RNA of Oldenlandia corymbosa var. corymbosa, 3006 nucleotides long. The record is from the annotation of a GenBank genome assembly. Lineage: Eukaryota; Viridiplantae; Streptophyta; Magnoliopsida; Gentianales; Rubiaceae.
AAACAAUUACUCAAAGUACUUAACUUUAUUCUUUCGGUUCCAAGAUAAGAGUCGGAAAUUCCUUAUUUUACAUAAUUGGAAUGAUUGUUCAAUAUGGUCAAUUAAUGAAGAUGGCAAUUUAUUGGUACAUUCAUGAUUGCAUCAAAUUAAUAUAGAGAUCCGAGUAGAACAUCUUAGUUUGGCUGUUGGGUUAAUUCGUAAAUAUUUAUUUAUUUAUUCCGAUUUUACACUUCAUUUAAAUCCACACAAAAUUGUACCAAGCCCUGCAAAAAGUUUGAAUCUCAUGCUCCACAACAUUAAUGUGAAUCAAUCAAAUGGACAAUAAAAUCACCCCCAUAACUGAAAAAAGAAAUUUACAAAUGGUGAAACAGGGUUGAUGACAAAAGAUGUCCAAUCUUGUAUUUAACCGAUCAAAAGUUUAACAUAAAACACUUUCAAACAUUAAGAGUGUUCUUCUCCAUUGUCCAAACUUCCUUCUCCCUUCACAAAAAAAAAAAAAAAAAAAUGGAUGAAACACAGCAUCCGCAGCUGGAAGUCAUCAGCCAUGAAAGAACAGAGAGGACAGGAUGGGUAUUGGAUUCCCCUGAACCUCCUAACCUUUUCCACCAACUCAUCACUUCAAUUAAAUCCAAAAUCUCAUCAUUACACAGCAAGAACAAGAACCAGUCCACAGCAAAUGUAGCUUUUUCAUUCUUGAAAGGUGUUUUCCCUAUUCUUGAAUGGGGAAGAAAGUACAAAGCAACCAAGUUCAAGAAUGAUUUGAUGGCUGGAUUAACUCUUGCCAGUCUCUGUAUUCCUCAAGUAUGAGAUGAUGAGAAAGAGCUACUCUGUUUCAUUGCCUUCAACAUUUUUUCCUCUGUUUCUGAUCUUUUUUUGUUUGGUCCAAAUUUUUACAGAGCAUUGGUUAUGCAAACCUUGCUAAACUUGAUCCUCAAUACGGCCUGUGUAAGUUCCCAUCAUUUUUUUACUCUAUUCCUUUUGAUGGGUUGUUUUGAAUUGAGCUUAAUAUGGACUAAUUGAGCUGUGUUUUUUUUUUUUGGGGGUUUUACUUAGAUACAAGUGUUGUACCGCCAUUCAUAUAUGCUAUGAUGGGAAGUUCUAAAGAUCUAGCAAUUGGUCCUGUUGCUGUGGUUUCUCUCCUGAUUUCUGCGUUGAUUGGGAAAAUCGUGGACCCUUUAGUCGAUCCUGUUGCCUACAGAAAAAUGGUUUUUACAGCAACAUUUUUUGCCGGCACCUUUCAAGCUGUGUUUGGAUUAUUCAGGUUGGGAUUUCUGAUUGAUUUUCUAUCCCAUGCUGCCUUAGUUGGAUUCAUGGCAGGUGCAGCUCUUAUAAUUGGUCUUCAACAGCUCAAAGGGUUGAUUGGGAUAAGCCAUUUUACGAACAAAACAGAUGUUGUCUCUGUUUUGGAAGCCGUUUUUAAAUCAUUUCAUACCCCGUUGUCUCCCCUGAACUUUGUCUUGGGAUGUUCAUUUCUUAUCUUCAUCUUGAUGACCAGAUUUAUUGGGAGAAAGAACAAGAAGUUCUUCUGGUUGCCAGCAAUUGCACCUCUGAUUUCGGUUGUGUUCUCGACAUUGAUAGUGUACUUGACUAGAGCCGACAAACAUGGAGUCAACAUAGUAAAACACUUCAAAGGGGGUUUGAAUCCAAGUUCAGUUCAUGAAUUACUGCUCAAGAGUUCCUCCUCAGAUAUUGGAGAGGCAGCCAAAAUAGGACUCAUUUGCGCUUGUGUUGCUCUCACGGAAGCCAUCGCAGUGGGGCGAUCAUUUGCUUCAAUAAGAGGAUAUCGGUUGGAUGGUAACAAGGAAAUGUUAGCCAUGGGGUGUAUGAACAUUGUAGGAUCUCUAACUUCUUGCUACGUAGCAACUGGUUCAUUUUCGAGAACCGCUGUGAAUUUCAGCGCGGGGUGUGAAACGGUGGUAUCAAACAUUGUAAUGGCGAUUACGGUUUUGAUAUCCCUACAAUUAUUCACGAAGCUCUUGUAUUACACUCCACUAGCUAUCCUAGCAUCGAUUAUAUUGUCUGCUUUGCCCGGUCUCAUCGACGUUCAUGAAGCCCGCCGCAUUUGGAAAGUCGACAAGCUUGAUUUCAUCAUUUGCUUCGCAACUUUUUUGGGCGUCCUGUUUGGAUCCGUGGAGAUCGGACUUCUUCUCGCGGUUUGCAUCUCUUUCAUGAAGGUAUUAGUAACAUCAAUUCGACCAAGCACGGAAGUAUUGGGAAGAGUUCCAGGGACGAAUAGCUUUUGCGAUGUGAAGCAAUAUCCGAUGGCCACUAAAAUUUCAGGGCUGUUGAUAAAGCGCAUCAAUUCUCCUUCACUUUGUUUUGCCAAUGCUAAUUUCAUUAGAGAAAAGAUAUUGAAGUUGUUGACCGAGGAAAAUGAAGAAAACACAAAGGACAGCAUUCAUGUGUUGAUCAUUGACCUCUCCAAUGUAGUGAGCAUUGAUACUUCAGGAAUCAUUGCUUUAGAAGAAUUGCACAAGGAGUUACUUUCACGUGGAACCGAAUUGGCAUUAGCAAGUCCAAGAUGGCAUGUAAUUUCUAAAUUGAAGUUGGCCAAAUUGGUAGAUAAGCUUGGGAGAGGGAGGAUUUUCCUCACGGUUGAAGAUGCAAUUGAGGCUUGUUUUGAUUCGAAAAUGUCGACCCUUAACAGUUGUUAAUUGGAAUAACAAAAAAUUAACAUGAGUAGUUCAGAUUUCAGUCAGCAAAUAGUUUUUAUCUUUGCUACUUUCCAAUUUCAAAAUGCAAGCAUUAUAUAUGUAUAAUAUAAUUGAAUUGACGCUUCACUUGGCAUCAGAUCUUGUGUACCUCUUCUUUUUUUGGCGGUGACCUGAAUUUUUCUCAUAAAACUAUAAAAGAGUUGUGGAUUAAAUAGUUUGAGGAGUAGAAAUCAUGAUUAAAGAAGAACACAAAUCUCUUGUAUUUCAAUCAAGAAUGCAGUACAGUGUCUUGUAUUUUAAACGCCUAAAAAUAUAUCACAGUUUCCGACUUGCAGUAGUUUCAACUUUCAAU